Penicillium coprophilum is the source of this 1509-nucleotide messenger RNA. RefSeq names its product Transferase. The transcript is spliced from 3 exons. The coding region runs from base 1 to 1509 and encodes 502 amino acids. NCBI's taxonomy places the organism in Eukaryota, Fungi, Ascomycota, Eurotiomycetes, Eurotiales, Aspergillaceae. The record is from RefSeq and is a predicted model, not a curated record.
AUGAAGUUGCCAUUCGGGCGUCAGCCCACCAUGCAGCCAAUUCCAGGUGAUCGAGUGGUGCCACUCCAUUUCUUUGAGGAUAGUUUGCUCGUUCAGGGUAACAACAUGGCCGUAUCGCUCGUGUUUGAUGCGGUGCUUGAUCCUAAAAUAUUGCGCGAGUCCCUUGAGGGCCUGGUUCAGCAAGAGGGAUGGCAAAGGCUUGGAGGAAGACUGAGGAAAAAUGCCUCUGGUAAGAUUGAAUGGCACAUUCCAGCCCAGUUCUCGGCCGACAGACCAGCGAUCUCCUUCGCACAUGUCGAUCAUGGCAUGCCUGCUGCUUCACACCCGGCGGCCUCCCGGAUACCGAAGCCACAAGAUCGACCCUGCAUUGUCGGCGACCCGGAUGAUUUGGAAGGCCUGGCGUGGGAGCCUGGGUACAAGCCCAACGGCAUAAAUGACUACCUCACCUCGGAUCUUCCUGUCUUAGGCCUGCGCGUCAACUCUUUCACCGACAAGACCGUUGUAGUGCUGCAGUGGCAGCAUGUUGCGUUUGACGCGUUGGGCAUGCAGUACGUCGUCGAGGGCUGGAGUUCCAUGCUUUGGGGGAAAACAGCCGAAGUAUUGAUUCCAUGUGGCCUUGAUUCGGAUCCAUUCCACUUUCUUUCUCAGGAGUCGCAUUCCGCGACGGAGGAACAUGUGCUGACUGACAGGAAGGUCGGGUGGGGAGGUUUACUGCGGUGGGGUCUCGGUUAUGGAGUCGAUAUGCUGGUGCGAGCCAAGGAGAACCGCAUGGUCUGCGUUCCAGAGACGUAUUGGCGGCCGCAAUGGGAGAAGGCUGUAGAAGAGCUCCGUACUGAGGCCAUUGCCAAUGGCGAAGAUCCCUCAAAGGUGUUCCUGACCGAGAAUGACGUUCUGACUGCCUGGAUCUUACGCUGUGUGGUUGGCGCGAUAGAGAUAGGCCCCGAGACAACGGUAGCUGCAUCAAUCGCCAUGUCGCUCCGUAAAUCUUUUGAAGGCGAGCUGCUACCGGCCUCCACUGAGCAUCCCUACGUUGGAAACGCUUUUGGCUGGGCCAACGUACUUGUUACCGCCGGCGACAUAAUUUCUAAGCCGCUUAGUUGGCUCGCACGGCAGGUCAGGCACGCCAUUAACGAACAGGGUACGCGUGCUCAACACGAAGCGUACUACGCUAUGGUUCGUACGUCUGGAACCGGCCUGCCUAUUAUUGUAUUUGGGGAUGGUGGAAUGGCUCAAGUCGGCUUUUCCAAUUGGUCGAAAGCUGGCUUGUUUGAUUUGGACUUUUCCCCGGCUCGUCAGGGGUCCAGCACCGACAGCCUGCCGUGCAGGCCAUCAUAUGUCCAGGAGAAUCAUGGCCCUGUGAAGCCUGCGGAUGGUUUCUUUAUCCUCGGAAAAGAUGAGAAAGGCAAUUACUGGACCUCCGCAUGUAAGGUGAAGGGCCAGUGGGCGAAGUUUGAGGAACAGUUGAAAGAAUUUGACAUAAUUGAUUUAGAGCCACCAAAACAGAAUUAG